Naegleria gruberi is the source of this 1131-nucleotide messenger RNA. RefSeq names its product ran family small GTPase. Gene Ontology annotation, cellular component: cytoplasm; nucleus. The record is from RefSeq and is a predicted model, not a curated record. Bases 1 to 1131 code for a protein of 376 amino acids. The transcript has 3 exons. Lineage: Eukaryota; Heterolobosea; Eutetramitea; Acrasida; Naegleriidae. Gene Ontology annotation, biological process: protein import into nucleus; ribosomal subunit export from nucleus. Gene Ontology annotation, molecular function: GTP binding; GTPase activity.
AUGGAGCUAUUGGAAGAAUCAUGCUUGCUCUCAGUGAUUAAUCUUCCAAAAGAGAUUUGGCUCUAUCAAAUAUGUGAAUAUUUAGAUAUUCUUGAUAUGAUUUUUUCGCUGGGGAGAGUUUGCAAAGCAUUUCGAUAUGAAUUGGCAAACGAAUAUCUUAAAAAAUUCCCAAAAACAAAAAAGAAGGAUUCGAAUGAUCAAGUCAGUUCGAUAGAUAGCUUUUCAAUGAGAAGAGUGAAAUAUAUUAUCAGAGAUGAAUUACUGAAAUUUAUUGUAAAGUUUGAAAAAUCUCUGACGAAUGAAGGAAUUUUCGAAAAGAAGGACACGAGCCAUGUAUCAGAACAGUCCAAUGCUCAACAAAAUGAUCCAAAAUCAACAAAUGGUGGUCCCACAAUAGAAAAAGAACGUUUAAUGGAAUUAUUCCAAUCAAGAAUGGAAAUAUUCGACUUUUACUUUUCACAUUUCUAUAAGAAAUUACCAAGUGACGCUAGUGAAUCAGCUAUCAAGCAAACUUCCAUUGCUUCUUCCCUAUUUAAAUCUGAAAAUCAAUUAGUUGAAUCCUCAUCAGCAAGAAACACUGAAAUGAAAAAGAUUUUGAUUAUCGGCAAUGGUGGAGUUGGAAAAACAACAUUUUGCAGAUCAAUGCAGGAUUUACCACUAAACGAUAACCGAAAUCUACCAACUAUUGGUUGUGAAAUCAACUCUUACCGAUUGAAAAUUGCCGGUUUGGAAGCAAAUAUUAAUUUAUGGGAUACAGUUGGUCAGGAAAAGUUUGGUUUUCUUAGAGAUACCCUUUAUGUGAAUACUUCAGUGUGCAUCAUUUGUUUUGAUCUUACCAGUAGAUAUUCCUACAAAUCUAUUCUGAAUUGGUUCAGGGAUAUCAAAAGAGUGGAACCUGAAUGUGAAGUGAUAUUUGUCGGAACGAAACUAGAUCUAACCGACAAUCUGAAAGUAACACCCAAGCAAAUUACUUUUCCAAUUAACAAGUAUUGUCCAUAUAUUGGAUUGAGUAGUCUUCAACAGAUUAAUAAUAGAGCAGUGUUGUGGUAUGUUGCUUUUAUGAAUCUGUUUGUUUCCCAUUUGAAAGGUAUUCAUGAAACUCUCAUUUGUGAUAAAGAAACAAUAAAUUGA